This is a messenger RNA of Mya arenaria, 979 nucleotides long. RefSeq lists its product as uncharacterized. Gene Ontology annotation, molecular function: protein binding. NCBI's taxonomy places the organism in Eukaryota, Metazoa, Mollusca, Bivalvia, Myida, Myidae. The record is from RefSeq and is a predicted model, not a curated record. The transcript is spliced from 2 exons. Bases 80 to 517 code for a protein of 145 amino acids.
UUUCUUUUAUGUUUUGUUAUAAGAACACAGUGACAAAAAACAUCGCGUUCAUAUCAUAAGAAUUAAAACGAAAACAAAGAUGUUCAAGAUUUUCAGCUGUGUGAUACUUCUUGGUUUCCUCUGCCAAAUAGGUACAGGUCUGUUUACCGCAAGAAAACCAACCAAUUUGGCUCCUAAGAACGGUACUAAUGUUGUUUUUGGCACAGUGGUCGUCAAUGAUGGAGACCGGUACAAUAGCACAUCCGGUGUAUUUACGGCUGCGAGAGGGGGCGAUUAUUUGUUUACGGGAGCGUUGUGUCCGCAGAGAGCUAAAGGAUUCUACUUUGGUAUCACACAAAACGGAGUUGAACAGACGCGCGCCUCAUUUACAGAGACCGACGGGCAUGUCUGUCACACAUUUACAGCGAUUCUUAGGCUCAAACGCCAUGACAAGGUCGCCUUAAGAUCUGAAAAUGAUGCAAACUUAUUAAAUGAAGAUGCAGCACGCUGGAAUAUGUUCUAUGGUGUCAAAGUAUAGAUGAAUCAAUGUUAGACGGUACGGAACUGCAAUGUAAAAAAUCAUAAUAUAACUACUGAAUACCAUGUCAAAAAAAAAUAAAAGAGUUGUGUAACUUGAAGUUCAAAAAGAUGAUCAAUAGAUUUUAACAUUUCAAAACUACUCGCGAUUUUAUCAAGAAUUUAUAGCCAAUUAAAUCAAGAUAUCGGUUACAGCUAAUACACGAUAUUAUUACAUACUGUGAUAGCAAUUUGUUUGCAAUACCAAUAAAUUUCGGUUGUUUUUUAAAGAUGCACUUUUAAUCCCAAAUAAGAUUUAUUACAAUUACACAUUUAAUACCUUUGUUUUAAUAUUUCUUAAAGGAUGAAUAAAUGUCGAAAACAAUGGUUCUUAUAAAGGAUACCGAGUUUGAUUUAAAAGAUAUGAGCAUAAAACACGGUAUUCCUACCUAUAAGACUAUAGUAGAACACAGUAAAUCUUUUA